Exophiala oligosperma is the source of this 2172-nucleotide messenger RNA. RefSeq lists its product as uncharacterized. Lineage: Eukaryota; Fungi; Ascomycota; Eurotiomycetes; Chaetothyriales; Herpotrichiellaceae. Gene Ontology annotation, biological process: DNA-templated transcription; positive regulation of transcription from RNA polymerase II promoter by galactose. The transcript has 5 exons. Gene Ontology annotation, molecular function: DNA-binding transcription factor activity, RNA polymerase II-specific; zinc ion binding; RNA polymerase II cis-regulatory region sequence-specific DNA binding. The coding region runs from base 1 to 2172 and encodes 723 amino acids. Gene Ontology annotation, cellular component: nucleus. The record is from RefSeq and is a predicted model, not a curated record.
AUGUCUCCACAGAACAAUCAGCGUGACUGCUCGGCCUCUAAAAGGCCAACAGAGGAUGCGAAGCAGAGGUCUACGAGAUCAAAGCGAAGCCGAUAUGUGAACAAAGCUUGCACAGAGUGCAAACGCCGCAAGCUUAAGUGCGACGGGGAGGAACCUUGUGAGCGCUGCAUGUUACAGGGGUCGGAGUGCGUCUACGCCAUCGCUUCAUCUCACCAAGUGCCAGACUGGAAGCAAGUCCUGCCCUUCUUCCAGUAUAUGAGAGAUAAUCUGGAGCAGGUCAUGAAGAAGCUGACGCCGACCAACGCUUCUGAUGUCGAACUCCUCAGGACUGCUCCACCUUCGACACAGGUUACAAUGGUGCCGUACCCUACCGUUGUCCCAGACAGCUCAGGACGUGAACGGGCGGGGGAAACACAUUCAGCGGAUUCUUCGCCUUGCCGAGGCCCUACAAGCUCAGGAUUUGCCUUUGAGGUGGCGCGGCAACGACUGCAGACUCUAGGCUUGGACUCGGUCGAGACUGAACCAUUAUCAAGAAGAGACGAACUGAGUUUUGCCUCAGUCUCUGCCUUUCGGAUCCUCGAUCUGGGCAAUAUUCGAUCCCUUCUCGAAAAAGACCCUUUGUGGCAUAUGAGCCAGGAAGAGGUCUUCAGACUUAUCGCCUCCUGGAGCAACACUAUCGGAAGACUGUUUCCAGUAGUUAAUACCGAAACGCUACAGGCUCGAUGGAUAUCUCUCGAUAAAUUAAUGACACGUGCGAGGACAUCUGUGGCCAAACAGGACUGCCUGAGCGUAGUUGAUGCACUUUUUGAUGGCGAAACCCACCUUCUGAAAUUGGUGCUCGCUAAUAGCCUCACAGCGGGAAGUGGUGGUGUGAAUGAAACCGCUAAGCGUCUCUUCGAGAGCACUGGCUCUGCUGCUCAAGCUGCGUUUACGGAGACACCAUCGCUUGGAAACAUCAACAUGCUCGUUCUUUUAUACUCCUUGACGCUGUACUGCAAUUCUGACCGGUCAAUUCCUACAGUAAUCUCCCUUGCUGUUCGUCUUUGCUUUGAGAUGGGUUUGCACCGCACAGAGACAUUCCAGCACAUAAAAGAGCAAAACGAUCGUGUUACUGCCAUCACAACCUUUUGGUCGGUCUACGUUCUCGAAAGAAGGUCAAGCAUUGGCCUAGGAGUACCCUUCAUUAUGCAAGACUCGGAAAUCGAGCCUUCUGUCCCUCGUCCAUCACAAUACCCUUACCUCGAAGCCAUGGUGGGGCUCACGAGGCUUUCUGCUGAAAUAAGUCGUCGGAUGAGCAUGUUACGGGACCGCAGCAUGACGUUCCCUGUAGAAGAGGUGGACUACCAAGACUACAAGGUACUGCAAUGGCAAAAACAACUAUCUCCUGAUCUGACCCUAGACGUCGGCAACCUCCAAAUGAAUCAGCAAACUCAACUUGAGCUGUCCAAUGUCCCGGCCAUGUAUGUGGCUAUUGUGCUCCAUAUCCGAACACAACAACUACGGAGCCUGAUAUACCGCCCCGUACUUUAUUCUGCGGCCAGGAUCGCAGACAACAAAAAGCACUCACAACUUGCGGUUGAUAUCGCUCGGGAGUCGGUCCAAUUUCUUGCUCUAGCGAGCCGAACCACGACUCUCGCUCAGGAUGAGCCGUUAUUCUUCAGAGACUUCCUGAUUUCUCAUCUCGCUGGCAUCCUACUUGCCGUAAGCAAUGCGCCCGCGGUCUUUGGCCAUCAGCUUUGCGAUGAGUUCUAUCUCGUUAUGGAUGUGCUCCGCAACUUGAGCCCAAGAUCACCAGUCAUAGCCCGAGUAUGGAGCUCCAUUAGGAUCUUGGAGAUUGUUGGUCCCAAACUUGGUCUUCGUCGAGAAACACGAAACAUGGAGGGUCAAAACGUCGAAGAUGUAUAUCUGCAACAUUCACAAGUGGCCGGAGGACUGGCUUGCGCAGAGAAUGAGCCUGUUAUGCCAAUGUCGUCGAUAAGGUCUCAAAUGCAGCCAACUCACGACCAGACAAUCUUUGAGUCGAAGGAUUUUGCAUUUUCCACGUCCAUGUUUCCAUCACUGCUCAGGAGCGAGCUUUCGAUGAUGGACGAACCGCUUGACGAUGUCACAGCAAAUCUGUUAGGCUACAGCCUUCCCGAUGAUCUGCAUGAUACUACCAGCUGGCAAUGGUAG